AAGGGCAUCCACCGCAUGGAGGCCAUGCUGUACGCGCUGGACCAGAUCAACCAGGACCCCGAGCUGCUGCCCAACAUCACGCUGGGGGCGCGCAUCCUGGACACCUGCUCGCGGGACACCUACGCGCUGGAGCAGUCGCUGACGUUCGUGCAGGCGCUCAUCCAGAAGGACACCACGGACAUACGCUGCUCCAACGGCGACAUCCCCAUCAUACGCAAGCCGGAGCGCGUGGUGGGCGUGAUCGGCGCCUCGGCCAGCUCCGUCUCCAUCAUGGUGGCCAACGUGCUGCGCCUCUUUGCGAUUCCUCAGAUCAGCUAUGCAUCCACCUCUCCGGAGCUAAGUGACCACAACCGUUAUGACUUCUUCUCCCGCGUGGUACCUCCGGAUUCCUACCAAGCCCAAACCAUGGUGGAUAUUGUCAAGGCGAUGGGGUGGAAUUACGUUUCGACGCUCGCCUCGGAGGGAAACUACGGCGAGAGUGGAGUGGAUGCUUUCAUCCAGAUUUCUCGUGAGGCAGGGGGUCUGUGCAUCGCCCAGUCGCUGAAGAUCCCGAGAGAUCCGAAACCUGGAGAGUUUGACAAGGUCAUUAAGAGGCUAAUGGAGACCUCCAACGCACGCGGAGUCAUUAUUUUUGCCAGCGAGGACGACAUCAAGCGGGUCCUGGACGCAGCCAAGAGGGCAAACCUCACGGGUCAUUUCCUGUUUGUGGGCUCGGACAGCUGGGGGACAAAGAUUGCGCCGGUCCUGGACCUGGAAGACAUGGCCGAGGGGGCGGUCACCAUCCUCCCUAAACGGGCCUCAGUCGAGGGGUUUGACCAGUACUUCAUGACCAGAUCCCUUGAAAACAACCGGAGGAACAUCUGGUUUGCCGAGUUCUGGGAAGACGAUUUCAGAUGUAAACUGACGCGGCCUGGGAUCAAAAUUGACAGCGAUAAGAAAAAAUGCACAGGUAACGAGCGGAUAGGUCGUGACUCUCCCUACGAGCAAGAAGGCAAAGUGCAGUUUGUGAUCGACGCCGUCUACGCCAUGGCCCACGCGCUGCACAACAUGCAUCAGGACCUCUGCCCGGGCUCCACGGGGGUCUGCGAGAAAAUGGACCCGGUGGAGGGACGCAUGUUGCUAAAGUACAUACGCUCCGUGAACUUCAAUGGCAGUGCAGGCACGGAGGUCCUGUUUAAUGAGAACGGUGAUGCCCCUGGACGCUAUGACAUCUUCCAGUACCAAGUCACCAACAUCUCCGCUCCCGGGUACAAGUACAUCGGCCAGUGGACCAAUAACCUGCGAAUCAAUAUGGAGGAGAUGCAGUGGUCGGGUGGCAUUCGGCAGGUGCCCGACUCGGUGUGCAGCUUCCCCUGCCAGCCGGGCGAGAGGAAGAAGAUGGUCAAGGGCGUGCCCUGCUGCUGGCACUGCGAGCUGUGUGACGGAUAUCUCUACCAGCUGGAUGAGUUCAGCUGCGAGUCGUGCCCGUUCGACAUGCGGCCCACGCCCAACCGCACCGGCUGCCGCCCCACGCCCAUCAUCAAACUGGAGUGGCACUCGCCGUGGGCCAUCAUCCCGCUCUGCUUCGCCAUCCUGGGCAUCAUCGCCACCUCCUUCGUGGUGGUCACCUUCAUCCGCUUCAACGACACGCCCAUCGUGCGGGCGGCGGGCCGCGAGCUCAGCUACGUGCUGCUGACGGGCAUCUUCCUCAUCUACCUCAUCACCUUCCUGAUGAUCGCCGAGCCCAACGUGGGCGUGUGCGCCUUCCGCCGGCUGCUGCUGGGCCUGGGCAUGGCCAUCACCUACUCGGCCAUGCUGACCAAGACCAACCGCAUCUACCGCAUCUUCGAGCAGGGCAAGAAGUCCGUCACGCCGCCCAAGUUCAUCAGCCCCACCUCCCAGCUGGCCAUCACUUUCAUACUCAUCUCUGUGCAGUUGAUAGGCGUGUUCGUGUGGUUCGGCGUGGUGCCGCCGCACAUCGCCGUGGACUACGAGGAGCUGCGGCCGCCUAACCCGGAGCUGGCGCGCGGCAUCCUGAAGUGCGACAUGUCCGACCUGUCCCUCAUCUGCUGCCUGAGCUACAGCAUCAUCCUCAUGGUCACCUGCACCGUCUACGCCGUCAAGAGCCGCGGCGUGCCCGAGACCUUCAACGAGGCCAAGCCCAUCGGCUUCACCAUGUACACCACCUGCAUCGUCUGGCUCGCCUUCGUGCCCAUCUUCUUCGGCACCGCACAGUCCACCGAGAAGAUGUAUAUUCAGACGACUACGCUGACGGUGUCCAUGAGCCUGAGUGCCUCGGUGUCGCUGGGCAUGCUCUACGUGCCCAAGGUGUACGUCAUCAUCUUCCACCCGGAGCAGAACGUCCAGAAGCGCAAGCGCAGCUUCAAGUCAGUGGUGCAGGCGGCCACCAUGUCCACGCGCCUCUCCCAGAAGUCCCAGAACGAGAAGCAGAACGGCGAGACGGCCAAAGUCGAGCCCGACAGAACGCAGUAGCCCAAGAUGGAUCCUUCUCUAUCCGCGGGCCUCGACGACAAAUAGACUUUGAGCAAGACAAUAUUGCUGCUGUAUACUGUA
Engraulis encrasicolus (European anchovy) is the source of this 2553-nucleotide messenger RNA. It is a transcript of the gene grm6a, whose product is annotated as glutamate receptor, metabotropic 6a. The record is from RefSeq and is a predicted model, not a curated record. Bases 16 to 2472 code for a protein of 818 amino acids. Lineage: Eukaryota; Metazoa; Chordata; Actinopteri; Clupeiformes; Engraulidae. Gene Ontology annotation, cellular component: plasma membrane. The transcript is spliced from 12 exons. Gene Ontology annotation, biological process: G protein-coupled glutamate receptor signaling pathway; regulation of synaptic transmission, glutamatergic. Gene Ontology annotation, molecular function: adenylate cyclase inhibiting G protein-coupled glutamate receptor activity.